Gordionus sp. m RMFG-2023 is the source of this 2066-nucleotide messenger RNA. RefSeq lists its product as uncharacterized. The record is from RefSeq and is a predicted model, not a curated record. The transcript has 6 exons. Bases 210 to 1115 code for a protein of 301 amino acids. Gene Ontology annotation, molecular function: GTPase activity; GTP binding. NCBI's taxonomy places the organism in Eukaryota, Metazoa, Nematomorpha, Gordioida, Chordodea, Parachordodidae.
UGAAUUUAUGCAGGUGGACCAGAAAAAAAAUCAGUAUAUUGCUACUGGGACUUGAUAAUUCUGGGAAAACCUCACUAAUAUAUAAUAUAUCUAAUAAAGAAACUAUAAAUACCAUCCCUACAAUUGGAUUUUCUUAUAAAAAAUUUGAAUGGAAUAAUAAAUUAAUAGUUACUAUUUAUGAAGUUGGUGGUUCAAAAUGCAUAAGAAGCAUGUGGGAAAAUUAUUACGCUGAAGUGUAUGGCAUUAUUUAUAUGAUAGAUUCAACAGAAGGUAAAAAAAUAGAAGAAGAUAAAGACAUAAUACCAAAAUUAUUAUCAAAUAAAUUUUUAAAUGGGAAACCAUUUCUAAUCUUUGCAAAUAAAAAGGAUAUAAAAGAAUCAAUAUCUGGAUUGGAGAUUUGUCAAUAUUUGAAUAUUCCUGAAUUAGCAGUUGAACAUUCCACAUUUAUAUAUUAUGACAACAUAUCCUGCAUUCCAUUACUUAACAUGCCAAAACCCACACUUACAGAUAUGGUACAUUCAUUUUUAAAUGGGAAAAACCAUCAACCAAAUGCAAAAAUUCACAUAAGUGCAAUAAAUCCAAGUUAUGAGAGCGAGAGCAUUGAAGGUUAUAUUAUUGAGCCAAAAAUGGAGGACUCAAAUAUUGCAGACAAAUCUGAUAUUCUAAAAUAUGGUCACAAAGAUUCUAUUAAUUAUCCUGAUAUAUUAAAUCCAUUUAGUGAAAUAUUUUCAAAGAUAGAACCUUGUUGCUCUAACUUAACCCCUGAAGUUCCUAAAAAUGGAGGCAUAAAUAAUGUAUUCAAACAAAAUCCUUUUGAAAUAAAUGACAUAAAAACAAAACCAGCAAACUUCAUAAGUAAAGUACAAAUUAGAAGGCACCACAAAAUAGGAGCUAUUGACCAGCAUUUAGAACAAAUUAAAAAAGUUCAAAAUCCUAUAAUAUUCUCAAAAAAAGUGACCAAUGAAAUUGCUCAUGAAUAUCCUAAUGAGACACUCAGACAAUCCAAUGAAAGAUUAUAUGCUGGUCUUAAUUGGCUAUUCAUAACAAUCGAAACUCAACAUUACUUCUUGCAAAAAAGGGUCAAGCAGGAUCUUAAAUCCCGAAAUAAUGCAUAAAUCUUUUGUCACUCUUGGAGAUAUACCAAAUUUAGAAAAAGUGCAAUAAUUGAUCUCAUUGUCUGAGACUCUAUCAUACUUAAAUAUUAAUGAAUGAUAAUGUCUCUUAUUUAUAUACUUGUUAUUUUAUUCAAAUUUUUUUAUGAAUCAUCUAAAUGACCAUAGCAUUAUAAUACUAAAACUUAUUUGGGUUGGGAAUUUAUGUUAAAAAUUUAAGCCCUAACUCCAUUUUAAUCUAAUGUACACUUAAAAAAAUAUCUCAACAUGCAGGAGACAAAAUAACCUAUUCAAUUAAUAAGUGUAACAUUUCAUUGUUCAAUGUUUUAGAUCAUAAAAUGAAAAUUUGCCAGUUCAAAAAGCAGACAAUCCAAUUUCAGGGUUAGGCCUCAUUUGUAGUAAACACGUAAUGUUCAAGCGUUGCGUCAUUUAACGCAGCAUUAUUAUAAAAUUAAGCUAAUAAAAUUUGAAAAACAUAUGUUGUGAUGCGUUGAUAAAAAAAAGUAUGCAAUACGAUUAUAAAAAUAAUAACGAAUUCAAUUAAAAAGGUAUAUGAAUUUUUUAUAAUUAUCUCCAUUUUAGCUUUAUCUUAAAUUAGUUUUUAAAAUUUAAUUGGUUGUAAUAAUGUUGCGUUAAAUAACGCAAUGCUUGAAGUGUUUACUAUAAAUGAGGCCUUAGUUAAAUAAUCCAUUGGUGCAAUAUGAAAAUUUCCAACCCAUUAAGGAUUUGGUACCAAUCGACUUAUAAAAAACUUUCAUAUUUAUCUGGAAAUAGCUAGCUAAUUUUAUAAUUAUUUAAAGAAUGAUAAAUCCAAGUCUUAUAUAAUAAAAAAUUCCAACAUAUUAUAACUCAGGGAUUUUAAGUUAUGCAUUUAUGUAAGACCUCCUAGGUGUCACUCAUGCGAUGCGUACUACAUCGCUAAACGAUAUAGCUAUAUAAUUUAACGUUAUGUAU